Molecule: messenger RNA, 363 nt
Organism: Thlaspi arvense
Lineage: Eukaryota; Viridiplantae; Streptophyta; Magnoliopsida; Brassicales; Brassicaceae
Source: the annotation of a GenBank genome assembly
AUGGAAGAAUUCGAAUUGCCGCCGAGGCUAAUCAAAGCAGGAGAAGUGUCGUUGGCAGACAGAGUCAACAAAAUUUUUGACACUCUCGGCGAAGACGAAAUUGCAUUUUUCAGAAGAUCCCCUCUCGGGAAACUAUUGGACAUGCCGUCUAAACCGGUAUGGUCAGGCGGGUUCGGGUUGUAUUUACUCUCGAAGCAACACAAUGUCGACACGACAACGAGAUCUGGAUUCUCUUUGCUGGAAAAAGACCACAAGGUCCAAAACAUGGUCAACUUGAUAGAGAAAGGUAUUUUGUUCGAGGACACUGUGUUUGUCGGGAGAAGUAAACCUGCGAAUCUUGUUGCUGAGAAGAAGUCUAAAUGA